Molecule: messenger RNA, 1817 nt
Organism: Oppia nitens
Lineage: Eukaryota; Metazoa; Arthropoda; Arachnida; Sarcoptiformes; Oppiidae
Product: dual specificity protein kinase splB-like
Exons: 2
Coding region: 92-1729 (545 amino acids)
Source: RefSeq, a predicted model, not a curated record
ACUAAAUAUACCGUACAUUUGUGUGUUGUUGUUGGCCGCCAAUAGGACAACAAGAUUUAGUGGUCGCGCGACACCCGCAUAAGCGUACGAAAUGGCCACUAAUAGACCCGAUCGUCAAUUGAAGACUACCGACGGCGGCGCCGUCGCCGCCACCGUUGCCGAUGAGUAUAAUAAUGACGACGAUCUAUGGUCAGUGUUGACCCGUGAGGCCUCAUCGGCAACCAUUGACCAAUUGAUUAGCUACGGCUAUAACAAUACAGCGACAAUCCUAUCGAUAGAUUGCGAUAAAGAUUUCCAAGUAAUGACCGAUAUAUUACUUGGCCAGCGGUCGCUGAUUCGGCGAUUGGUCAAUGACUAUCAGAAAACGGCGUCCACAACAACAACAACAACCAAUGAUCACUGUAUGGCUGUCGGCGGCGAUGACGGUCAUCGUAAUCAGCGGCCGUCAACAGUCAUGACCGCAGACAAGGAGGAGGAGAAUCGCCGACGACUACGACAACAACAACAACAACACGAGUUAGUUGUUAAGCAACUGAUGGAUGAGUUGGAUGUUAAGGAUCGGCAAAUCAAAACACUGGAAACUAAAUUGUCUGUACUGUCCGAUGCCAGUGAAGCCGGACGACUGGUCAUCAAAACGUUGAAAACCGAACAAAAUGAAAGCCAAGCGGCCAUAACGGCAGCGGUCGACAAGUUUGACAAUAGUUACCAGAGUUUGAGAUCAGUGUUGUUGGAGUCGGCGGUGACGACGGCGGACAACAACAGCAAUACAUGUGUUGUUAGUCGCCGUCGACACUCUUCACCGAUACCGACGUCAAGUAUAUUAUCGCCGCAGCCGUUGAUGGCUAGAAAGUCAGUGCCAUCGUCAUCGUCGACCACGACCUCCACAGUCGCCGCCGCACUUAUAGCUUGCGUUGAAAGUACUUGCGAAGUAAAUGUCGAUAGAUUGGCGGCGACGGCCACUCAACCAUUACCGCAGAAUAUCAUCGACAACAACAACAACAACAACAACAACAACAGCGAAACAGUUGUUGCAAUGACUACGACGACUAACACUGAUUGUAAUAAUAAUAAUAAUAACAGAAAUGAAAAUAAAGGGAAAAAACGGACGACUGUCCGGUCGUCGCCACCGACUCAUGAAAAGCGGACGAAAAACAGCGAUAAUAGGCAAAGGACGACGACGACGAAGAAGAAGAAGUUGAAGAAGAAGGAGAAGAAGGAGAAGAAGGAGAAGAAGAAUAUAGAGAUACUUAAGACAAAAAACAACAAACAUAUGCUCAUCGACCGAGACAUCGAUGACGACUUUUCUACCGCCACCACAACUGAUACAACCACUACUACUGCCACUACCAAUAGGAUUGUCUCUCUAUCGUUACCACAAACAAAAAGAGAAUAUCAGCAAUUAAUAGACGAAAUACUGGCCAACAGGUCGCUGAUAUGUCCGAUAUGUCCGAAACAGUUUCCCAAUAAUAGCAAACUUGUCCGACACGUUCAGACACAUUGCAAAAAGUUUCGCCAACGUUUUACCUGUCGUACGUGCGGCAAACAACUGCUUAAUCGGGACAAUCGUCACGAGGCCAGGUGUGCGGCGGCCAAACUGACGGCACAGCCAGGUAUCGGUAUUAUCAAUGUCGUCGGGUGUAGCGGUAAUGGUGAUGAUGAUGACGAUGAUUAUGAUACGCACGAUAUGGAUGCGUGCGAUAAUAAUAAUAAUGACACGCACGCGCUUUAAUGAUUUAGUUGAUAAUACCUGUAAAAAGCUUACACUAAAAUAGUGGUAAUAACACGUGUUUUUUUAUCGGUAGUUUUAAAAUACAGUA